Sus scrofa (pig) is the source of this 6361-nucleotide messenger RNA. It is a transcript of the gene IGDCC4, whose product is annotated as immunoglobulin superfamily DCC subclass member 4. Gene Ontology annotation, molecular function: protein binding. The record is from RefSeq and is a predicted model, not a curated record. Lineage: Eukaryota; Metazoa; Chordata; Mammalia; Artiodactyla; Suidae. Gene Ontology annotation, biological process: cell-cell adhesion.
GCGGCGGCGGCAGCGGCGACCGAGGCGCGGGGUGGAGGCGGCGGCGGCGGCCCGGGCCCGGCCCCAUGGCGCGGGGGGACGCUAGCCGCCGCGGCGGGCUCUUCGCGCUGACCUUCUGCCUGCUGGCCGCGCGCGGGGUGCAGCCAUUGCCCCAGGAGACGACCGUGUCCCUGAGCUGUGGAGCCGGGCCGCUGCAGGUGAUCCUGGCCCCAGAACAAGCCACUGUGCUGGACUGCAGCCUGGGGGCGGUGGCCGCCGGACCCCCCACCAGCAUCACAUGGAGCAAGGAUGGAGGCCCCCUGCCUGAGCAUGACCACCUUCGCCUGCUACCCAAUGGCUCCCUGUGGCUGUCCCAGCUGCCGGCACCCGAUGGCAGUGGUGAGGCAGCCCUUGGGGCCUCAGAGGUCCUUGAGGGCAGCUAUUCCUGCCUGGCCCAUAGCCCCCUUGGAGUGGUGGCCAGCCAGGCUGCCGUGGUCAAGCUUGCCAUGCUCUCAGGCUUCUCCCUGCAUCCGGAGUCUCAGACUGUGGAGGAGAACGGGACCGCCCGGUUUCAGUGCCACGUUGAAGGGCUGCCAGCACCCGUCAUUACUUGGGAGAAGGACCAGGUGACGGUGCCCGAGGAGCUGCGGCUCAUCACGCUACCCAAUGGGGUCCUCCAGAUCCUGGACGUUCAGGAGGAUGAUGCAGGCUCCUACCGCUGCGUGGCCACCAACUCAGCCCACCAGCACAUUAGCCAAGAGGCCCUACUCCGUGUGGUCCGCAGAGGGUCUCUGCUAUCCACUGGGGUGCAGGAUGUGGUCAUUGUGGCGGCCCCGGAGAACACCACAGUGGUGUCCGGCCAGAGCGUGGUGAUGGAGUGUGUGGCCUCGGCUGACCCCACCCCUAUCGUGUCCUGGGUCCGACAGGACGGGAAGCCUAUUUCUACCGAUGUCAUCGUCCUGGGCCGCACCAACCUGCUAAUCACCAGCGCGCAGCCCCGGCACUCUGGCGUCUACGUCUGCAGAGCCAACAAGCCCCGUACGCGCGACUUUGCCACCGCCGCCGCCGAGCUCCGCGUGCUGGCGGCUCCUGCCAUCUCGCAGGCGCCCGAGGCGCUAUCUCGGACGAGGGCGAGCACCGCGCGCUUCGUGUGCCGCGCAUCGGGUGAGCCGCGGCCCGCGUUGCGGUGGCUGCACAACGGGGCGCCGCUGCGGCCCAACGGGCGUGUCAAGGUGCAGGGCGGCGGCAGCAGCCUGGUCAUCACGCAGAUCGGCCUGCAGGAUGCCGGCUACUACCAGUGCGUGGCCGAGAACAACGCGGGCACGGCGUGCGCCGCCGCGCCGCUGGCAGUAGUAGUGCGCGAGGGUCUGCCCAGCGCCCCCACGCGGGUCACCGCCACGCCCCUGAGCAGCUCCACUGUGCUGGUGGCCUGGGAGCGGCCCGAGCUGCACAGCGAGCAGAUCAUCGGUUUCUCCCUUCACUACCAGAAGGCACGGGGCAUGGACAGUGUGGAAUACCAGUUUGCCGUGAACAAUGACACCACUGAGCUACAGGUUCGGGACCUGGAGCCCAACACAGACUAUGAGUUCUAUGUGGUGGCCUACUCACAGCUGGGGGCCAGCCGCACCUCCACCCCAGCGCUGGUCCACACAUUGGAUGAUGUCCCCAGUGCAGCACCCCAGCUCUCCCUGUCCAGCCCCAACCCCUCGGACAUCAGGGUGGCGUGGCUGCCCCUGCCUCCCAGCCUGAGCAAUGGGCAGGUGGUGAAGUACAAGAUAGAAUACGGUUUGGGAAAGGAAGAUCAGAUUUUCUCCACUGAGGUGCCAGGGAAUGAGACGCAGUUUACACUGAAUUCACUUCAGCCCAACAAGGUGUAUCGAGUGCGGAUUUCGGCUGGCACAGGGGCUGGAUUUGGGGCCCCCUCCCAGUGGAUGCAGCACAGGACGCCCAGUACACACAACCAGAGCCACGUCCCUUUUGCCCCUGCAGAGCUGAAGGUCCGGGCAAGGAUGGAGUCCCUGGUGGUAUCCUGGCAGCCACCUCCUCACCCUGCCCAGAUCUCUGGCUACAAACUGUACUGGCGGGAGGUGGGGACAGAGGAGGACGAGGCCAAUGGUGAGAGCGCCCCAGGGGGCCGUGGAGACCAGGCUUGGGAUGUGGGACCUGUGCGGCUCAAGAAGAAAGUGAAGCAGUAUGAGUUGACCCAGCUAGUCCCCGGCCGGCUGUACGAGGUGAAGCUUGUGGCAUUCAACAAACAUGAGGACGGCUAUGCUGCGGUGUGGAAGGGCAAGACGGAGAAGGCUCCCACGCCAGACCUGCCUAUCCAAAGGGGGCCACCCCUACCCCCUGCCCAUGUCCAUGCGGAAUCAAACAGCUCCACGUCCAUUUGGCUUCGAUGGAAGAAGCCAGACUUCACCACAGUCAAGAUUGUCAACUACACUGUGCGCUUCAGCCCCUGGGGGCUCAGGAAUGCCUCCCUGGUCACCUAUUAUACCAGCUCCGGAGAGGACAUCCUCAUUGGCGGGCUGAAGCCAUUCACCAAAUACGAGUUUGCAGUACAGUCCCACGGAGUGGACAUGGAUGGGCCUUUCGGCUCUGUGGUGGAGCGCUCCACCCUGCCUGACCGACCCUCAACGCCCCCAUCUGACCUGCGCUUGAGCCCCCUGACGCCAUCCACCGUUCGGCUGCAUUGGUGCCCCCCGACGGAGCCCAACGGUGAGAUCGUGGAGUAUCUGAUUCUCUACAGCAACAACCACACGCAGCCCGAGCACCAGUGGACCCUGCUCACCACAGAGGGAAACAUCUUCAGUGCUGAGGUUCAUGGCCUCGAGAGUGACACUAGGUACUUCUUCAAGAUGGGGGCACGCACGGAGGUGGGGCCUGGGCCCUUCUCUGGCCUGCAGGACGUGAUCACGCUCCAGGAAAAGCUCUCAGAUUCUUUGGACGUACACUCAGUCACGGGCAUCAUCGUGGGCGUCUGCCUGGGCCUCCUCUGCCUCCUGGCUUGCAUGUGUGCUGGCCUGCGCCGCAGCCCCCACAGGGAAGCCCUCCCAGGCCUGUCCUCCACAACCACCGCUGGAAACCCCGCGCUGUACUCCCGAGCCCACCUUGGGCCCCCCAGCCCCCCAACUGUCCAUGAACUGGAGUCCCUUGUGCACCCCCGUCCCCAGGAGUGGUCCCCACCGCCCUCAGACAUCGAAGACAGGGCUGAAGUGCACAGCCUUAUGGGUGGCGGCAGUUCUGACUGUCGGGGUCACUCCAAGAGAAAGAUCUCCUGGGCUCAUGCCGGCGGGCCGAGCUGGGCAGGUUCCUGGGCAGGCUGUGAGCUGCCCCAGGCAGGCCCCAUGCCCUCUCUGACCCGGGCUCUGCUGCCCCCUGCUGGAACCGGGCAGACGCUGUUGCUGCAGGCUCUGGUGUAUGACGCCAUAAAGGGCAACGGGAGGAAGAAGCCACCCCCAGCCUGCAGGAACCAGGUGGAGGCUGAAGUCAUUGUCCACUCUGACUUUAGUGCAUCCAAAGGGAACCCUGACCUCCACCUCCAAGACCUGGAACCUGAGGAUCCCCUGCCCUCAGAGGCUCCUGACCUCACUUCAGGUGUUGUGGAUCUAGGACAAGGAGCAGACUGGUUGGACAGGGAGCUGGGAGGCUGCGAGCAGGCAGCUCCUGGGCCAGACAGACUUACCUGCCUGCCAGAGGCAGCCAGUGCUUCUUGCCCCUACCCAGACCUCCAGCCCAGUGAGGCUCUGGAGGAGGCCCAUGGGAACAGCUGCCCACCAAAGGCCCCCUGCCCUCCAGGAGCCAGUCCAGGCCUGCCUAGAGCCCCAGUCUCCUCCUCUGCUUAGCUCCCCUCGAGGGCACAGUUUGGGUCAGGCUGGUAUGGAUCAUGGGACAUGACCCAUGUGACCACACAUGUACACACGUGUACCUGCAAGGACAGAACAUCAUCAAGCCAUUUGGAGCCUCCUAGGUUGCUUUGGCUCAAGGGAGAGGAAGAAAUGGAUUAUUCCCUUCUGUGACACAUGUGAUAUGUGAGAGACGUGUGUGGAGCACAGCUAUAUGUGAUGUACACAUGUGUGAAGCACACGUGUGUGUGCUGGUUGGUGAGCUGGGAAACUUUGGCCCAGGCUGGUCACCAUGGCCUAACGGAUCCUCCAGGUCAGGACAAUGCCCCAGUGUGGUCUGUUCCCAGCCCUGUGGGCCCCCCAUCUCCAUCACCCAGCCUUUUAUUACACACUCUGAGAGUGUCUCCAGUGCCCUGUCUGACAAAGACAGCCCCAGCCCCCUUUCCUGUCCGGCUGGGCUGAGUGCACGUAGGCUCUGAAUGUCUAACACUUUAGUUGCAUCGCCUCCCACCUGCCAUAUCCCCAUUGCCCAAGUUGAGAGGGUGACUCUGGCUCCCCUCAGCACAACUCUGCAUCUAAUUUGGUAAUUGGGGAAGUGCCUGGUUUUGAAAAUCCACGUUCUCUUGCUCUCCUCUCCCGCCUCCCCACUCUGGUGUCUGUCUCCCACUCCACCUGCUCUCCCAGUCCUAGUGCCCUCCUCUCCCUCCCAAUACUCUUUCCUUUCCUCUCUGCGGUUUCUCUUGUCUCUCUGCUGUCUGCCACACCUCUCCCGAACCGUGUCCCAUGGUUCUCCUGCCUGGCUUCAGUCUCUGCAUCCUUCCCUAACAACACGACUACCUCAUGUCCAUUCGAGGCGUAGUGCGACUCCUGUGUCCUGUCCAUCGUCCACUUGAGCCAUUAUCCUCUUGCCCCCUCCUCCCUGGGCACCAUAGGCCCCCUCCCCAGGCUGACUACCUACCCCCAGCACAGGUCUGGAGAAGUCCUUUCAGCUUCCCUUGCAUUUUUCUCCCUGGGAUUGAGAUAGGAGGGUUCUCCUUGGAAGAGACAAAUGCAAGUCAUACAAGGGGGGUUUUGAGACAGAGAAAGGGGAACACAACUCAAAGGCUCAGGAUAAAAUUAUUUUCUCCCUUUCUGUGCUAGGAGGCAGGUUUGCUGGAUGGAGGGGGUUUGGGACCUUCCUUCCCAGCUGAAGCUAGAAGGGUAGAAGCAGAUGGGGAUUAGGAGCCCUGCAGCCCAGCUGUAUCCACCUCUGUGCACCUUGAAUGUGGGCUUGAUGGGGUGCGGGUAGAAGGAACCUCUUCUGGGGUGCUGGAAGGGAGGAGGUCUUUGCCCAGGACAAGGGCGAUAGGCUCAUUUCAUUCUGUUUUUUCUUUAAAUUCAAUCCUAAAAUCAUUUUCUGUUGACCGCCACCCAGGGACAAGCUUGACUUUUAUUUCCUGUGGAGAGAAAACAAUGUCAUUUAUUUGAUUUUGCACCUCAGCCUCUCACAGGAGCAUCAAAAAUGCGGUCUUUUCUCCCUGAAUGCGUCUUUUUUUAACUGAACAGCACAUCAAGAGUUAACUCUGGCUUCUGGGCCAAAUUAGAAAUAACCAGUCUAGCUUUCUUUUUUUUUUUUUUUAAAUGGUGAAAUGUCUCUCAGCGGAGUUGCAGCUUUCUCAGACCCUUUCAGCAUCUGUGUUUAUUACACUCGGGUGUCACUCACGUCUGACAUCCGCACCUACAUUUUCUCCCCCUCCCCCUCCUUCAGCCAGCCUAUGAUAACACUAAGGAUUAUUAAUGUUGGUUUUGUAUCUCGUUAAGGACAGAAUUGUCACUUGUACUCUUUCUGUGGCAUUCAGCGUUGCUGUGGCUGACACCACUGUAUAUGGUUCAUCAUUGCUCUGAAGGUCAAAAGCCUCAUUUUAUUUUGCUGGUUUGAUUUUUUUUUAAAGGAAAAAAAAAAAAAACUGCCCUGAAUUAAAUGGCUGUUUUAACAGUAGGCUCUUAGCAUUACACCACAUAGUCAUUUUUCAUGUUCUUGUUUAACAGGCACUGAGGUUCUGGUUUAAAUUAAAUAGCUGCAAAUGAGACAAUUUAUAACCCAUUAGGUUGGAUGGAAAAUUGUUUCUCAAAAGCAAAUAAGUAAUAAAUCUGGUAUCUGCCUAUAACUCACAGUUGAUAAGAAAGUGGCCAUUACUCACUAGGAUUAUAUAUGAUUUGGGCUUGGGGUAAUUUGGAAGUGUUAGGUUUGUGUCUUUGUAGCAGUAUUUUUAUUAGAAAAGAGUCUAUUGGCCUUUUACAGGGUAUUAAUCCCUUUGUCACCUACCAUUGAUGCCUUACGGUUUUUGACUUUCAUUUAAAAACCUUUUCUUGAUGCAUGAUAAGUGUAAUCGGUACCUGCUCACUUAUUUGUCUGUAUUUAGUUUUGCUGUAUUAUUUAAUUAUUUUUCCAGCAUUUUUUCCCUCCUUACAAAUAUGAUAUUCUUUAGUGUUAAGCCAAGGUGUUUGUUGAUCAUGUACAUGUCCCAAUAAUGAAUUAAUAAACUAUUUUCCAAAAAUGU